Molecule: messenger RNA, 1412 nt
Organism: Poecilia latipinna (sailfin molly)
Lineage: Eukaryota; Metazoa; Chordata; Actinopteri; Cyprinodontiformes; Poeciliidae
Gene: tmem74b
Product: transmembrane protein 74B
Exons: 3
Coding region: 130-858 (242 amino acids)
Source: RefSeq, a predicted model, not a curated record
UUCCUCACUCUGUCCAGCCGCCUCCAUCUCCGGAUGAAGAUGAUGAAGAUGUUCCCGGCGGCCGGAGCCAGGCUCGGCUCCAGCUCCAGUGAAGACGCAGCGGGUCGGUGAAGACAUGAGCCAGAACCGAUGGAGUCUCUGAACGCCGUGGAGCUCCGGGAGCUGCAGCGCCGCCGCUCGGCCAGCGGGGGGCGCCGCGCCGCCGGAGGCUUCGAGAACGUCUCCUACCAGCAGGACGACGAGCCGGAACCGGCCCGCGUCUGUCCGUCCAGAACCAGCACGCUGCAGGUUUCUCCAGAGUCGUGUGACGAUGAGGACGGCGGCGCCGCCGGAGGAGGAGGUGAUGAAGGUGUGGGCCUGGCGGCGCCGGGCCCGGCUGACGGCCGCUCUGCCGACCUGGGCUUCGUGGUGGCGCUGGUUCUGCUGGUGAGCGGCAUCGUGCUCGUGGUGGUGGCCUACACCGUCCCCCGAGACGCCGGCGUGGAUCCGGACUCUGUGUCGGCGCGGCAGAUGGAGAAGCUGGAGCUGCACUACGCCCGGCUGGGCUCGCACCUGGACAGGUGCAUCAUCGCCGGCCUGGGCCUGCUGACGCUGGGCGGGAUGUUCCUGUCCAUCCUGCUCAUGGUCUCCAUCUGCCGAGGCGAGAUGUACCGCCGCCGCGCCGCCUUCGUCCGGCCCAAAAGGACCUACGGCUCCAUCAACCUGAGGAUGAAGCAGCUGGCGACCGGAGAGGCGGACGGAGACGGGGUGGAGCGGGUUCUGGUGGAAAACACACAGCCAGGGUCCAGCCGGGACCAGAACUCAGAACCAGAAUCGAGCGGAACGCCGGCUGCUGCUUCAGCUGCAUGUGGAGUUUAGUCAGAAUUGAUCCAGUUGGAUCCGGUUCGGUCCAGUUGGAUCCCAGCCGUCAGAAACGGGACAAUUCUUUCAACCAAUCAGACGGCUCUGUGACGUUCGCAGACAGGAAGUGGAGCGGUAAGGUCCGGUGGACGGGAACUCAUCUGGACAUGAUUACAGAUCAGAAUCUAUGAAACAAUUCACUGCAAACUAAAUUGAUCAACCAGUAUUUUAGUUUUUAGUGCAAAUACUCCAGUUCACUUGAAAUAAGACAAACUGUGGUACAUUUUAGCUUCAGUUUGUUUUCAGGAAAUAAUCUUUGAACAUUUAUUCUAAAUACAUUUUAUCUCCUCCAGCUGAUUUCUUUACUUCUAUAACUUUUUAAUCAUUACUAAAGAAUUAUAGACUUAAAACAAACUUAUUGCUGAAGAUUUACUUACAAGUUAGGUUUGUAUUAUUUCCAGUAUUUUAAGAUAUUUGCACUAGAAACUGAACUAAAAUACUUGAAAAAAAUUUGUGUUUUUGCAGUGUCAUAAUUCCUGCUAUUUGAAUCCUAUUAAAGCUAUAAAAGCACA